Molecule: messenger RNA, 4688 nt
Organism: Morone saxatilis (striped sea-bass)
Lineage: Eukaryota; Metazoa; Chordata; Actinopteri; Moronidae
Gene: adamtsl3
Product: ADAMTS-like 3
Biological process (GO): extracellular matrix organization
Cellular component (GO): extracellular matrix
Molecular function (GO): metalloendopeptidase activity
Source: RefSeq, a predicted model, not a curated record
GUUCGUACCCGGGCCCUGGUCACCCUGCAGUGCCACCUGUGGGGCUGGAAGGCAAACUCGGGAGGUGAAGUGCCAGGUUCUUCUCUCGUUCACCAAAACGGAGGUGGACCUUCCAAAGGAGGAGUGUGGCAAGGACAAACCCAAUCUUGAGAGGCCCUGCUACCAGGGGCCAUGUUCUAAAGUUCCUGGCAUCUCUUCAGGCCUUGAGGACCAUGGGGCCACUUACAUCCAGACAGAGGAAGUGUACAGCUGGGACUACAGGGGCUUUACUGCCUGCUCAGCCACAUGUGCUGCUGGGAAGCAGAAAGCAGUUGUGAGGUGUGUUAACAGGAAGCAGGGUGAGGAGGUGGAGGACUCUCUGUGUGAUUCAUCCAGCAGGCCACCAGUAAUGAUACGCAUCUGUGACCCUGAGCCAUGCCCUCCAAGAUGGGAGGUGACAGCAUGGACCGGCUGCUCUGCGUCCUGCGGCGUCGGCAUACAGACCAGGAGCGUGUUUUGCAUGCGUCUGUUGUCCGUCGACCAGCAGGACAUUCUGACUGUUUCAGAGGACGAGUGCAGGGAAUUUAAACCUGCCAUCCUGCAACCCUGCAAUCAGGUGGACUGUCCUCCUGCAUGGGAGACCGAGCCCUGGCAGCAGUGCUCCCGGUCCUGUGGUGGGGGUGUCCAGGUGCGGAAAGUCUACUGUAAGCAGCUCCUGUCCACAGGAGCCUAUAGGAGGCUGGGAGACAAGUCCUGCUGGGGGGCCAAACCUGCCACUAACAGAGACUGCAGCAACACUGACUGUCUGCCCUACAUGGCUGGAGGAGAAUGGGGAAAGUGCUCAGUGUCCUGUGGUUUGGGGAUCAAGCGGAGGAAGCCACUCUGCCGCCAGUUGACGGGCAUGGGCCAGCAGGUGACGUUGGCCAGGGAGCUGUGCUCAGGGCUGCCCUCCCCAUCGCUCGUGCGAACCUGUCGCAUGAUGGCCUGUCCCACAAAUGCCAAAGGCUAUGACCACCGGGUUAAACAGUGUCCGGCACUCAUGAGUCAGCACCAUAUCUACAUUCAAACCCGCAACGAGAAACGCCUGCACCUGACCAUCGGAGGUCACGCCUACCUAUUACCCAACACCUCACUGGUUAUCAAAUGCCCUGUGAGAAGUUUCCCAAAAGAGUACAUCCGCUGGAUGAAAGACGGCCGCCCCUUGCUCAAUUCCAAACGCCUGGUUGUCACCAAAUCUGCCUCUCUGAAGAUCAACUUUGUAAGGGCAGAGGACAUCGGGGUGUACAAGUGUGUUGCUGGACCUGCCUCAGACAUCUUCACUCUCCAGCUAAUAGGUAGAGACAGCAGGUCAACUGGCAGAGCAUCUACUGCCAGUCCUAGUCCCAAAUGGGAGAUUGUGCUACCCAGCUGUCAUUGGCACUACUCAGACGAUUGGCGCUCGUCUCCAAUUCGUGUGUCGUUGCAGCCCCCCAGUGUCCAGGAGAUCUCGCUGCAGCCAUGGGUGGAGGAGAGGCUGAUUAAUAUCACGCUGCAGGCCGACAGAGAGGAAAUCCAGCAGGAGCAGGCCUCAGAGAUCAUCUCCUCACUGCUGACCCACAUGUCUGCUGCCCAGCUCUGGACCAGGACUACAGCAGGAGGAGGACAAGUGGAAGACAUACUGCCCAACUGGUCCGAGCGCUUUUCAAUGGAUAGAGUUGCAAAAAGGCCAGUGAUAAUCAGACAGCAGCAGACCCCCCAGCUGAUGUUUCAGAAGAACAUCAACAUCAGCGUCGGACAGAGCGCCCUCGUCACCAACACCACCCGAUCGCUGACUGUGCUCUGUUCUGCAAAUGGCUUCCCGCCUCCCAUAAUUAGCUGGACCAAAGACGGAGUUUGGCUAGAGCGCAGUGACAGGGUGUCAUGGGAUAGCUCUGGAGGACUCCACAUCCUUCAUCCCAGAGCGUUUGACCGAGGCCAGUACAAGUGCACAGCCGCCAAUGCUUAUGGCUUAGACUCAGAGACGUUUCAGCUACUGGUGGCAGAGCCACCAGCCAUCGCCGUGUCAUGGAGGAAUGUUUCAGACAGUGGGCUGGUGUUUGGCCACAGCUUGUGGGCCGUGGUCGGGGGACGAGUCGACGUUCGCCAGGGCAGCAACCUCACUCUGGACUGCCCCGUCACUGAGUUUGGCUGGCGUUUUGGAGACUGGACUGCAUGUAGCGCUUCCUGUGGGAACAGAGGGACUUGGCUGCGGAGGAUUUGGUGUGUCUCUCUGGAUGGAAAGGACGUGCAGCCCACCAUGUGUCAGAAUAUACCGAAACCCUUCACUUCACCAGUUCCCUGCAACAGACAGGACUGCCCCCCCAGAUGGUCUGUGUCAGAGUGGUCAAAGUGCUCGGCCUCGUGUGGCAGUGGCUGGAAACAGAGGCAGGUCUCAUGUCAGCAGCUGGAUGCCAGAGGUGCAAAUAGGACUCUGACAGCCGCUGCCUGUGAGAAGAUGAGCCGGCCAGCGGACACAGAGCAGUGCACCGCUAAUAACUGCCCGACCUGGGUCACCAGUCCAUGGGGAAAGUGUUCAGGAAGGUGUUUAGGCCCCGCCACCACUGUACAGAAGAGAUCUGUCACCUGCCAACACACCAAUGGCUCCUCGUACACAGACUGUGCACUGUGGGACAGGCCUGCGUCGGUACGUGACUGUUCCUCGGACCUGUGUGAUGUCGAGUGGCGCCCUGGCGUGUGGCGGGCAUGCACAGUAGUCUGCGGGAGUGGCUUUCAGUCCCGCAGGGUGGACUGUGUUCACCGCAGGAGUGGCAGGACUCUGGCUGACCAGCACUGCGCCUGGCUCCAACGGCCCCCCACCUGGCAGCACUGCAACACCGCCUCUUGUGGGAGUGAAUGCAAGGACACCACCCAGUACUGCAGCGUGGUGAAGAGGCUGAAGCUGUGCUAUGUGGAUAUGUACAAACACAGAUGCUGUGGGUCAUGUUCACAGGACGCUGACUCCACCUAGUGGCAGUGAGCGGUUAUAACCACAUUACAUUUUGUUUAUGUACAUGAGACUGAACAAAGACUGAAAGGACAUCAUCUGUGGGUGGAUGCUUCAAGAACUGCAGACAUGUGAAUGGGACAAGCUUCAGUCAAAUUCUUUCACUCCCUAAAAGGAAACUGAAUGGAGCCACAAAAGGCUGGAAGGAUGAGGGGGCUUUAUUUUCUGAUCUGAACCCAACCUCCUAAUAUGAAGUGUUCACUAUGUGGAUCAAAUGUUUUCUUGCUUUCCUGCAAACAUUUUGUGUGACAAAAAUGAAUAUGGUGAUGUUUCUUACUGUAGAAUGCAGACCACUGCUCUCCUUUAGACAAGACUUAGACUGAGCUACUGGUUUGCCAGUAUUGACCUUUAUUAGAUAUGUCAUGUCAUCCACUGCUGAUAUAAGUGAGGUUUAUCAAAUCAGCAAGUACAUAAAAACAGCCUAGAGAACUUGCAAUCAGACUUUUCUUUCUUUAAACUUUAUUUAUUUGUUUAAAUGUUCAAAAGUGUUUUUAUAAAAUGAUUCACCUAAACAUAUUAAAAGGAAAUUCUGUUUUAUUACAACUUGGGUCACAUUUUCAUUUUUAUGACCAUCAUUUCUACUCACUGUAUUAACUGCUGGGAUCUGGCAACAUUGCUAAAAGUCAGACGAUCAGACAGCUUGUAAGCCAAAAGUUUAGCUGUAUGGUCACAGCUACUUUAUUUGGAGGUAAAACUGAAAGUGAGUGAUGAUGAUGAUGAUGGCUAAAACUGCAAAAAUAAGACUCAAGUUGUAAUAAACCAAAAGUAUCCUUUAAUCUCUCCUUGACCUGCCCUACCGUUAAAUGGGUACAUUAAAUCACCUUGCUUUGAAGAGCUGCUAACCAUAAGAGACUUUCUCUAGAGUGGGUUCCAAUGUUCCAUGUGUUUCAGUGUCCCAUGAUGCUGUUUCAAAGGCUUUCCCAUCCUGAUAAGUUUAAAAGUUUGGUAGACACACUGAAUUCUUGAUCUCCUAUCUUAAGAUAUUGACAAAAAAAACAUCAUCACAAAACCCCCUAAUGGUGACUUCCAUCUAGAACAUAAUGUUGGCCUUCAAAACACCAUAUCUGUAAAAACCAACCCUAUCGCCAGAUGGAAUGUUGAUGUUGGAUGAUUCAGCAAAAAGCAGGAUUAUGUUCAGUACCAACGUUGUUGUAAUGAUCUACUUUUACUCUGCAUGGUAAUUAUGGGAUGGCUGUGGAAUGAUAUUGGUUAUCGCAAAAAAGUGGUGAUGCAUAUAUUGGCCUAACAUCCUGAAUAAAUAAAAAACAAUCGGCCAAAUUGUUAUUAUGUUAUCUGCCCAGAACUUCCUGAUCGGUGCAUCCCUACAAAUAAGUAAUAGUUAAUUUAUGGUUAAAGGAAACUUAGGGUAAGCUUAGAGAAUCUCCUUUAGGUAGUUUGGAAUAGGGAGCUAUGGCACAAGUCAAGAGUGCACACACCGUGUGGACCUCCAUUCAGCCAGGAGAACCCACAAACCACAAAGUGGCAUGGAAGUAGAGAAGGAGAGACAGUGGGCCUACGGCAAACCUGGUUGGGGCUGGGCAAACCGGUGGUCAUGGGAUUGAAAGCUAGGGCAAAAAUAAGAGUUGAAGACACCAAGAUGGUUUUUUUUUAGGCUUUUAUGCCUUUAUUUGAUAGGACAGCUUGAGACAGACAGGAAUGGGGGGCAGAGAGACGCAGCAAAGGGCCG